This is a messenger RNA of Botrytis byssoidea, 6273 nucleotides long. RefSeq lists its product as uncharacterized. Gene Ontology annotation, biological process: Golgi to endosome transport. The record is from RefSeq and is a predicted model, not a curated record. The transcript has 6 exons. NCBI's taxonomy places the organism in Eukaryota, Fungi, Ascomycota, Leotiomycetes, Helotiales, Sclerotiniaceae. Gene Ontology annotation, cellular component: trans-Golgi network; endosome. Bases 243 to 5909 code for a protein of 1888 amino acids.
CUUUUGGAUUUCUCCAGAUAACAGGGAUAUUUAAGGCUGUGGUUUAUGCGGGCAGGGCUGGAGCCACUGAAUGAUGGAAUUUAGCGACAACCUGUCAGCCUUGGGAAUUCGAAGAAGCACAUUGAAUCGACAGAUGAAAGAAGCCACGCGUACGUCAUGAAUUCGUGAAUUAGUUGCAAACAACAACAAUCGAAAGAUGCAAAGCGUCUUCAAAUCUACUUUUGUGAAGUGCCACAAGAAUCAUGGCCCUUGAGCCAAGCUCUGGCCGUCAGUCGGUAUCUCCUGCGAGCUCAGGAAGAGCAUCACCAAUUCCGAGAAAAUGGAGGAACCAGUUGGGGGGAGAUGAACCUCCAAAUAAAGAUAAAGCAUUCCGCAGAUAUGCAUCCGGCGUUGACCGUUCGCUCUCGCUGUUUGACACAGCCUUACAGGAAUGGGCGGAUUAUAUUUCUUUCUUGGGGAGGUUAUUGAAGUCGUUACAAGCACAUCCUACAAAUAUAGCUACUGUCCCAUCCAAAGCAAUUGUCGCAAAACGUCUUGCUCAGUGUUUAAAUCCUUCGCUGCCUUCAGGUGUACAUCAAAAAGCUCUUGAAGUCUACGGAUAUAUAUUCUCGAUGAUAGGAAAAGAUGAACUAUCUAAGGAUUUACCUCUCUAUCUACCAGGGUUAUCGACCACUCUGUCAUUUGCGUCCCUCUCUGUGAGGGGCCCGUUCCUUGAGCUUCUAGAAAGACACUUACUUAAAAUUGAUGGACGAUCACUCCGGCCGGCUUUGAAAGCAAUCAUACUUGCUUUAUUACCUGGUCUUGAGGAAGAAAACAGUGACGAGUUUGAACGUACUUUGAAGCUGCUUGAUGGUUUUAAAAAUUCUGUCAGGCCUUCUGGAACCGAGGAUUUGGGACAGAAUCAUAGCAGUGGUGACGAAUAUUUCUGGCAAUGUUUCUUUCUCGCUGCAAUAACGAGCAAUGGUCGUCGUCUAGGAGCAUUGGCCUAUCUUAACCGGAAUCUCCCAAAACUCGGACAGUCGUCCUCGGAGCAAAUUAAUUCCUCGUCUAAUGGGUCUCACAAGAAUGAUUUGAAUACGAAUCAAUCUCAAUUAGCGGCAAUUGUUACCUCGCCUGAGCCUGGGCUUCUUCUACGAUGUUUCGCUGCUGGUUUGGGGGAUGAACAAAUCUUGAUUCAACGCGGAUUUUUAGAUCUCCUCGUUACGCAUUUACCUCUACAUUCUAAUGUUUUGCAACAACGUGUCAAACCGGAAGAUCUCGAGCUUCUUGUCACGGCCGCUGCUGGUGUUGUAACUCGACGUGAUAUGAGUUUGAAUAGACGUCUAUGGACUUGGCUUUUAGGGCCAGAGCCAGUUAGUCAUGAAAAUGAGAAUGGUCCAGAAUCACCAACAUCGGUUACUGGAGAUCCUCUUGGGUCGCAUAAUUCUUCAAGGACCCAGUACUUCGAAGCUCAUGGCCUACAUCCACUCACACAAGCUUUGCUUAAGUUGAUACAACGAGAGGCCAUAAAUCCCCUUGCAAAAGCCCGGCCGUUUCGAAUAUGUCUUUCCUUGAUGGAUCGAUGGGAGAUUGGUGGACUUGUCGUUCCUGAUAUAUUCCUACCUGUUGUCAAUAGUGUUCGAGACUAUAAGAGUAAAGCAGUGAACAAGGCUGAUUUUGCUGAAGUCCUUAGAAGUGCUAGUGUCUUUUUUGAUGGUGUUGAAAGUGGUUUGAUUUGGGGCGAAAUCGUUGGGUUGAUUGCACAGGCCUUAGCCCCUGGAAAUCUGUCAACUGAAGAGCAAAUUGAUAAAUUGUCCCUCGUCACCUUCAUAAUCAACCAUUUCAAUGUACGAGAAGAAGAGAUGCUGCUGAUACACGCCCCAUUAACAACUCUGACGAUUUUGAGUAUGCUAGAAGAUACUAAGGAAAGAAUGCAGGAGCGUGUAGAGACGGUUGGCGUCAAGAAUGAAGUUGAGCAAUUAGCUUUAAAUCUUGUUAUGGAUUUGAUCGAUCUCAUUCCAGAACGAGCUUUUCAGGUGCGGCCUUCCACCGGUCAGUCGAUGAUCAGACAUGAAGACGAGAUCAAAUCUCUUUCGAAUAUCGAGAUAAUACGCAGUAUGAAGACAUUCUAUGUCCAGGAACAAGGCAACUUAGAUGCAUUUCCACCACCAUUUUCAGCUCGUGAUCUCAGCGAAUUGCUCGUCCGCGAAGGCGGUAGCAUAGUUAACGAGAGUCUAUCAAGUUCAGUGUCAAGUGCUGAUGCUGGUCUCAAAACGAGGCUCCUUGUUAUGCUACUUUCAAAAGUAUCCAGGAUUGGAAGUCUUGAUGUCCCAAGACUGCUAGAGUCUAUGCAAAGGAAACUGAGCAUGCCCUCUCAGCUUCCAUUUCUCACAUUUACCUCAAUCGUAUCUCUUUGCACCAGUCUUUACUCGAAUCAUUACAUCUCAUUGCCACAGCUAUCCAACCUUGUAGAUCCUCUCGUUCGAUUGGCUUGGUCAUAUCUUUCUGCUUCUCAUCCAAAAUAUCAUGUUGAGACUGUACGAAGCCUUUGGCAAUUACAAACAACACUCACACUUGACAACCACGAUAUAGAAGCUUCGAUAUGCAAUUUGAUGAUAGAACAUGAUCUGAAUGGUACAUAUGCAUCUCGAGACGCUGACCCUGGACGGAGCUUUAGCAUCUUAUGGACACACUCGCUCCAAGACAAUGCCGGUCACCUUGAUCGUCGUAGCUCCAACACCGAUAUCAAGAAUACACCUCGACUUUCCGGUAUUGGAAAUUAUGAAGUUAUGCUUGCGAAACCUCUUUUCCUGUUGCUUGAUGCUCUACUUGAUGAACGAACACAACUUUUCAUGACUGUUCGGAUUUGGCUACAGAGUCUUGUUGGCAUUGACAGGCUGUUUCAUCUUUUCGUAGCGAAGUUCUCGAAUUAUAGUUUCCUUUUUACAAAGUUCGAGGAUGCUGGGACCACAGCGCAUCAUAACAUGCGUAUCUAUGCAGAUGACGAUGAUCUAGAUCAAUGCUUAUACUAUCUUCAAACACUUUCUAAUGUAUUGAGAUGGUCUUCCGACAGCACAUGGGCAGCACUUGCUCAUAACAGCAUUUCUACUGACAGAUCUCAUCGCUCUCUAUUCCAGAUAACUGGCAGAGACGAUGAAGUUACACUCCUAGAGUUCUUUCUGCAUGUGUGCUUACAAGCCAUUUCGGGGACAUAUGAAUCAGAAAACUCGGAACGAAAGCCACAUAUCCAUCAAUUCCAUCGUACUGCUCUGACUCUUCUACACCAAAUACUAUUGAGUCCAUACUCUUUGUCAUUAGGGGAACUUCAGUUAGAACAUGUUCUCAUUCAGAGAUUAAGCCACUCGUUGACUGGAACCGAUCCCUUCAUUCAGGUUCUGCUCUUAGAUGUGGUCUAUGCUGCUCUGAAGAUUCGACCUGUUAUCAACCUACCGCCGGCAUCACCUACUCUCAAAAAACGCUCCACUAUGACUUCUAUAACUCAACAUGACGAUGCAUCUGUUUCUUCGCUUGCAAUUGACCAGAGUGAACACACAGGACCUUUCCUACCUCCCCCGCCACCGUCCUUGGUGAAGUGCUUACAGGCAGGGUUCGAGGCCGCUUCGAGUAGACCAGUUCUAGAUAGUUGGGUUAGCUUUUUGACAGAAUGUCUACCGUUUUACUCUGAUACAAUUUUUCAAAUUCUUAUACCAUUAGUCGAAACGCUCUGCUCCCAAAUUGGAGAAACUUUUACCAAUCUCCAAACCACAUUCAAAGACUCAGGUACGGUUUCUGAAGGAUCCGCGGCUCCAGAAUCCACAUUGAUAUCCCUGCUCAAUGGCCUCGAGUUCGUACUUGCUAAAGGGCACGAUCGAUUACUCAAGGAUGAAACAAAAGCACCCAUUACUAAAAGUCCUGAUCAACCACAAGGAUUCUUUGGAAAUAUGGUCUCUGGUGUCUUCAACUCGGAAACCCCACAAGCAAGAAGCAUAACUGCGAACAACCGGCUAACUGUACUACUCUCGUUCCAAGAUGCUGUUCGAAUCUGCUUCCUUAUUUGGUCAUGGGGCGGUCAAGAUGGAGCUCAGGAUAGUGAAUCUACUGCCUCCUUCAAUUACACAUCAUUGCGCAUGCGGAACCGAGCUCGGAGACUGCUUGAGCAUCUUUUCACAGCUGAAGCAUUAGAAUGCUUGGAGACAUUGGUUGAAAUUGGGCAAAGGUCUUCCAAGGGAAGUGAUUCUCGCCCUCUGGCUAUUUUCAAUCUCCUUCAUGUUCUUGACGGCUCAAGACCGAAACAUACCAUUCCUGCGAUUUUCAACGCUAUAUAUAGCAGGACGAAUCCCAAUGCGCUGGAUCCUUCAAGGAAGUCGACCUUGACAUCCUCAUUAAGCGAUACAGACUUGGUGACUUUCUUAGUGGACUAUGCAAGAUCACUAGAGGAUGAUGCCAUGGAUGAGAUUUGGGUCGACUGUAUGACCUUCCUCAAGGAUCUAUUGGCAAAUCCAUUUCCACAUCGACAGACUCUCCCAAGUCUUCUGGAGUUUGCCGCCAUUCUAGGAGUGAAGGUCGACAAUACCAAUUUCGGAGAACAGCGUCGAAUGCGAAGAGAAUUGGGAGAUCUUUUUCUUCGAUUACUUACUGCAAUGUUCACGACUAGACCUAUGGGCUUCUCAGAGAGUGUAGAAAAGCUGACAGACAUUGAUCAGCGGCCAACUUCAUCUCGCCCUUCAUCAAGAUCCGAUGACGUAGUUAACAUUUUAGCCUCUAUCGCGCCAAAUUUACCCAAGAUACUUGUUGAAAAUGAUCGAAUACUGAGUGCAGCAAAUGUCAUCUCAUCGAGUGUCGUUGGGCCAACCUUCAAGUCCAGAUCCUUUCCAGAUAACGUUUCGAAGAGCACUCUAGAGCUACUAUAUCAGCUCUCCAGGUUACCUAACACGCAAAAGUCGUGGAGAAAAGAUCUUGGAGAUGCAUUCAACGAUUCCCGCUUUUUCGCAAAUAACGUCAGUCUCAUUGAAAGUGAUUGGCUGCCAUUGCUCAGACAGUGGGCAUUGAGCGACAAGGAACGAAUGCCGGAGUUAUUGUCGCGAUUAGUCGCACCUUCUACAGCUGGUAUCGUGUUUGGCGUCGGAGCAACUUCAGCGCGCUUUGAGGCAGAUAGAAAGUCACAACUCAAUCUCCGCCGCAUCGCCACCCUAGUCCUCGCUACCAUGGAUGAUAAUUUUGUAACUGACCUUCCUGUCAUGCAAGAGAAGAUUGUUGAACUUCUCUCCGCAACUACAACAUCGUCACCCUCUUCUACCACUCGUGCAGAUAUUUUUCUGCUUCUUCGUGCACUCGUUCUUAAGACCUCGGCCAUUCAUCUCGCAACCCUAUGGCCUAUCAUCAAUGCAGAGCUUCACGUGGCCAUUUCAUCGGUUGUGGCAGCUGAUCACAGCACUCCCUCUGACACCUACAAUAAUUACUCCAUCCUACAAGCGUGUAAAUUACUAGACACUUUGCUUUGCAUCGCACCUGAUGAUUUUCAGCUACACGAGUGGCUCUUCAUAACCGACACUAUUGACGCCGUUUAUCGUCCCUCUUCUUUCCGACCUGUUUCUCUAGUAGACGAAUUGAGUGAGGAACUAGGACUAGCAACAACAACUAAUACAGUCGCAUUACUAGAAUCAUCUUCAGUCGCAGUCUCCCAGGCGGUGAAAUAUUCUAUGAGGAGGCCUUUAUUGGGGAGAACAAAAGGUGGAUUUGGAAUUAAUGAUGAAGGUACUUGGGAGAGGAAAGAUGAAUUGGUCGCGAAGGUUCUGAGGCCAUUCUUUAGUCAAUUGAGCAUUUUUGCAUUUGAAAGUACAUAUGGAAUGGGUGCGACAGAUUGGGAGGCUUGUAGACAGGGGUUGUUGAGAGAUCUGUUUGACGAGAGGAGUAUUGUUAAGGCGUUGUGAGAUUUGGUGGGUUGACAGGUCUUGUCGAUUUGGAGAUUAGAUGAUGGGGGCCAUAAGUGGAGUCGGAAGUAGAGAAAACGAUUUAUUAUAGAUGAAAAUGGUGGUGUGCGAUGUGAUAUAUAGGGGCGUUCAGAAUUGUUUUAUUUGUUGGGAAAGAGAGUUAUGAUAUGAUUUGAUGAGUGGGUAUUUCCGUUGAUGGUUUCAUUCAAACAGCUAUGCAUAAUGUAGAGAAAAAGAUUCAAAACAUUGCAAUAUGUCCUUGUUCUAUUGUAUCUCUCUAGUCUGCCAUGUAAUAUCAUAACAAGUGACCUCAAUCUCGAGCUAAGUACAAGAGAGUUAGAAUACUUCUAUUCUUGAUAUGUUC